GUAGACGAAAUCAUAUAAGAUAGAUAGAUUGGUUGAUUGAAUUUGAAAGAAGCGUAGCCAAGAGUGAGUGAGAGAUGGCACGGUGGUCUCUGCUUCUUCUUACGGUGGUGCUCGGUGUCGCUGCGGCGGCAGGAUCGUCCAGCUUCGAGGACUCCAAUCCAAUUCGUUUGGUCUCAGACCUGGAGGAGCAGGUUCUUCAGGUGAUCGGUCAAACCCGCCAUGCUGUCUCCUUCGCACGCUUCGCUAGCAAAUACGGCAAGCGAUACGAUUCCGUAGAGGAGAUUCAGCAUCGGUUCCGGAUCUUCUCUGAGAAUCUCGAAUUGAUCAAAUCCACCAACAAGAAGCGUCUCUCAUACAAGCUCGGUCUCAAUCAUUUCGCGGAUUUGAGUUGGGAUGAGUUCAGAACUCAGAAACUCGGUGCUGCUCAAAAUUGCUCUGCCACUCUCAUAGGCAAUCACAAGCUUACUGAUGCUGUUCUUCCUGCAGAGAAAGACUGGAGAAAAGAAUCCAUAGUUAGCGAAGUUAAAGAUCAAGCCCAUUGCGGAUCUUGCUGGACAUUCAGCACAACUGGAGCGCUAGAGGCAGCUUACGCGCAGGCCCAUGGAAAAAAUAUCUCACUUUCUGAGCAGCAGCUUGUGGAUUGUGCUGGUGCUUUCAAUAACUUUGGCUGCAACGGCGGCUUGCCAUCCCAAGCCUUUGAAUAUAUUAAAUACAAUGGUGGCAUCGCUUUGGAGAAAGAAUAUCCCUACACCGCGAAAGAUGAGGCCUGCAAAUUUACAGCAGAAAAUGUUGCUGUUCGAGUCCUUGACUCUGUCAACAUCACCUUGGGUGCUGAGGAUGAAUUGAAACAUGCGGUUGCUUUUGCGCGGCCAGUUAGUGUGGCAUUUCAGGUGGUGGAUGGCUUCCGUUUAUAUAAGGAAGGAGUUUACACGAGUGACACUUGUGGCAACACCCCCAUGGAUGUGAAUCAUGCUGUUCUUGCUGUUGGGUACGGAGUCGAAAAUAAUGUACCUUAUUGGAUCAUUAAAAAUUCAUGGGGCAGUACCUGGGGUGACCAUGGCUACUUCAAGAUGGAAUUGGGGAAGAAUAUGUGCGGUGUUGCAACUUGUGCAUCUUAUCCUAUUGUGGCUUGAAUUGUGUAAGGAGCUAUGUGGUGUGCCCUAAAGGCUGCCUUGGGGUCUUCCACCUUGCAAGUCAUGUUUCAUAGUUGUCCAUCUAAAACGUGAAAUGUGGCAAUAUCAUGGUAGAUCUUUGUUAAUGUUAUUCUGUAAAAUAAGUUUGUAGUUGGGAUGCUAUUUCUUAUUGAUGAUAUAAACCACAUUUUAAAACCAGACUGUAUGUAAAUCAUGUAUCAUGUAGAAAUAAUAAACUGCAUUUGCUUUGGA
Molecule: messenger RNA, 1385 nt
Organism: Lotus japonicus
Lineage: Eukaryota; Viridiplantae; Streptophyta; Magnoliopsida; Fabales; Fabaceae
Product: pro-cathepsin H-like
Exons: 7
Coding region: 75-1133 (352 amino acids)
Biological process (GO): immune response
Cellular component (GO): lysosome
Molecular function (GO): cysteine-type endopeptidase activity
Source: RefSeq, a predicted model, not a curated record